Parnassius apollo (apollo) is the source of this 291-nucleotide messenger RNA. The record is from the annotation of a GenBank genome assembly. Lineage: Eukaryota; Metazoa; Arthropoda; Insecta; Lepidoptera; Papilionidae.
AUGGGCUUCAGUCAGAAGAUACUUUUGACAGAUGAGUCUGUGCCAACAAAAUUUCAUUGCCAAGAGGAUCGCAAAAGACGGAUAUUUGAUGCUGGACCUUAUGUUGAAGUGUUUCUUAAAAGGCAAAGAGUUAAUCUUGUUACAGAAAGUCUCCGAACACAGAGUUCUACUGAAACCCAUACUGAAAGUUUACAAAAUGAUAUUGAGCCUAAAGAAUCACCAAAAACUCAAGACAAAGAAACAAUCACGGACCCUAUUACAAAUGUAGAAAACUCUGUUCAAGAAAAGUGA